This is a messenger RNA of Salvia splendens (bonfire salvia), 1875 nucleotides long. RefSeq lists its product as uncharacterized. NCBI's taxonomy places the organism in Eukaryota, Viridiplantae, Streptophyta, Magnoliopsida, Lamiales, Lamiaceae. The transcript has 4 exons. The record is from RefSeq and is a predicted model, not a curated record. Bases 1 to 1875 code for a protein of 624 amino acids.
AUGGAGAAGAAAAUGAUGGAAUUGAUGGAACAGAGGCUGAGUGAGCUGCGAGAUCAAGUCAUACAAGAGCAGGAACUCAAAAUUUUGGAACUAACGCAAUCGAUUGCUGCUAUCAAUUUGCAGAAUCAGAAAAACAAAGCAGCAAUGGAUAAGGGUGAAGGAAGUAGUGAAGGAAAAUCGGAUUGGGGAAGAUCGACUCGAUAUGAGUUUCCUAAAUUUGAUGGUGAAGGAUUUGAGGGUUGGAUGAUGAGAGCUGAGUAUUUUUUCAGAGGCUUCCCGACUCUUCAUGGAGAUGAAGCGUAUGUGGACUGGAGAUAUUACAAUUCAUGCUUGGCAGCUCGCUUUGGAGCUCAAGCUUAUGAAGAUCCCUUGGAAGAUUUGAGAAAUCUCAAACAAAGAGGUACGCUGCAAUCAUAUAUGGAUGCUUUUGAUGAAUUAUAUCCGAGAACCGGUAUUAGGGAAGAUCAAGCACUUAGCUUCUUUCUAUCUGGCCUUAUUGAUGAACUACAAAUGCCAGUAAGAAUGUUUAGACCUACGAGCUUAGCUGAAGCAUACUCAUUAGCUAAGUUACAGGAGUUAACUGUGAAAGCUUUGGGAAUUAAAUCUAAAGCAAUGCUGAAUAAUGCUCCUACAAGCAGCAACUAUUACUCUAGUAGCAAACCUAUGACAGUAACAUCCACCAAUAAACCAGUGACAAAUAGGAAAUCUUAUGUGAUACAACUGAUAGAGUGUGAUGAGCAAGAGGAUAAGUCAGAUGAGACAGAGGAGGAAGAGAAAUCAGAUCUUCAGUUAUCUCUCCAUGUUGUUUGGGGGAAGGAUGGUUCUCAGGUGAUGAGAAUUAGAGGCCUAUGUCAAAAGAAAUCCCUGAAGAUUCUGAUUGAUACUGGUAGUACUCACAAUUUUUUGAGUAUCACCAUGGCCCGGAAGAUCAAAUGCCAUCUUACUGAUGUGAGCUCUAAAGCUGUUGAGGUUGCAAAUGGACAACUGCUACAAUGGUGCUUGGUUGUCUACUUUGGGGAAAUUACAUGGAACUUUAAUAAGCUAAGUAUGGUGUUUAAACUUUCUAAUGUGGAGGUGAAGUUACAAGGAGAAUUAUGGUCACCAAAGGCUGAUCAACUUCACUGCCUACAUGUGUGUAAUCAACAAGAGAUGGAUGUAGAGGAAAGGAAGAUAAACCAGCUGAUGCCUACAGUGGAAGGUGAUUUUUUUGGCUGCUACAUGGCUAGUGCAGAGGAGGUUUGGCCUGCUCUCAAUUUAAUUUUAACAGAAAAUGAGAGAGUUUUUGAAGAACCUAAUUCGUUACCACCUCAAAGGGAACAUGAUCACAAGAUAAUAUUGAAGGAAGGUUCUGAUGCUGUGAACAUACGGCCUUAUAAAUAUGCAACAAAACAAAAAGAUGUGAUUGAAACCAUGAUUUUAGAGAUGCUUAAAUCUGGAGUGAUAAGGCACAGUGAGAGUUCCUUUGCUAGUCCUAUUGUCUUGGUUAAGAAAAAAGACUCUACAUGGCGCAUGUGUAUUGACUAUAAAGCUUUGAAUGCUAUCACGGUUAAGGAUAAAUAUCCUAUACCAGUCAUAGAAGAGCUUUUAGAUGAGCUAAGUGGAGCUACUUGGUUCUCCAAAAUAGAUCUGAGAUUAGGCUACUGGCAAGUGAGAAUGAGACCGGAAGAUAUCCACAAAACUGCCUUCAAGACACAUUCGGGUCAUUAUGAAUUUUUAGUGAUGCCAUUUGGAUUGACGAAUGCCCCAGCCAUGUUUCAAAAUCUGAUGAAUACUGUGUUUAGAGAGCAUUUGAGGAAAUUUAUCUUAGUUUUCUUUGAUGACAUUUUGAUCUACAGCCGAAGUACAGAAGAACAUGAGUUGCAUCUGUCACAGUGA